This is a messenger RNA of Exophiala bonariae, 990 nucleotides long. RefSeq lists its product as uncharacterized. The transcript has a single exon. Lineage: Eukaryota; Fungi; Ascomycota; Eurotiomycetes; Chaetothyriales; Herpotrichiellaceae. The coding region runs from base 1 to 990 and encodes 329 amino acids. The record is from RefSeq and is a predicted model, not a curated record.
AUGGCGCCACAAGUACAGAAUGCACCAACGAUCGAUCGAUCGAUUACCCUUGAUCUCGUUGGUGACUGGGGUCAAGCGACUUUUCACAAGAUCCUCGGGUGGUUGAGUCAAGAGUUUUGCGAUCGUGCUGGGCCCAGGUCACGAACUCGCACAUGGACUGUCUGUGGUGGUGGUGUUGAAGCAAUCCCACUCGUACAUAAUGGAGAAGCAGAUCUGUGUGUCGUAACCCCUAAUCAAUUGAUGGCGGGAGCGAUUUCAGGACAGGGCAUCUUCGCACAAUACGGCUCUAUGCCACAUCUCAGAGCUUUAGCUGUACUACCGCAACGCGAUCGAAUGAUACUUGCCGUUCAUCCUAAACUCGGCGUCCAAUCAUUCGAAGAUAUCCGCCAGACGGCACCUGCACUUGAGAUUGCCACCUCCAAGGACGACGGCACCAGUUUUAUUGGCUACGUCGCCACGCAGCUUCUGGCUGCUCAUGGUAUUACCACUGAAACAUUGCGAAAGUCGGGUGGGAAAUUCGUCGAAUUCACUCGGCCUCAUGAAUGCCUCGCGGCUGCAAUUGACGGGAGAGCAAACGCUGUAAUUCAAGAAGCCAUCAUGCUUCCAGAGUGGAAUGAAUUGGUGGAAAAACAUGGCUGGAUCCCUAUCCAGGUCGAAACCGCAGCAAUAAAAAGUCUGUUGGUACCAGGCUUCAGUGGUGACAGUCUACCUGAACACUUUUGGUCAACAAGGCCGGAUGAAAUCCACGCCAUUGACUUCUCAGACUUUCUCCUCGUCGUUCGGGAUGACAUGCCCAGCGACGUGGCUGAACUUCUCACUUGGUGUCUAGUCCAUACAAGAGCGAAUCUCGAACGUCAAUUCAAGCAUAUCCCGCCGGAGAAAUGUGCAUUGACCUAUCCUUUGGACCCGGUUGCAAUGUCCAAAACAUCACUUGAACUACAUCCUGGUGCACGAAAAGUCUAUCAAGACAUCGGAGUGCUGAGAGGUUAA